This is a messenger RNA of Dunckerocampus dactyliophorus (ringed pipefish), 1629 nucleotides long. RefSeq names its product chloride intracellular channel protein 5-like. Lineage: Eukaryota; Metazoa; Chordata; Actinopteri; Syngnathiformes; Syngnathidae. Bases 85 to 1224 code for a protein of 379 amino acids. The transcript has 7 exons. The record is from RefSeq and is a predicted model, not a curated record.
CGACAAAUGUCAGGAAAGAGGAGCACUAUAAAGUCCUCGUUUCACUCGUCAGUACAACCGCAACCGAGGAAGCUAGGCAAGUGAAUGAAUCCUUCCGAGGGAAAUAUCUACGAGAACCCAGAGGCCACCUACCAGAACCAGAUAUCAGGUAUAUAUGAGAUGCCUUACAACAAGCCCCCCGGUCAAACACCAGUGUAUCAGAACACAAGAUGGGCCUUUGGAAGAAUACCUGCACCCCCUUCUUUCCCAGCACCCCCUCCUCCCAGAGAGGAGCGCCGCAAAAAAUCUUUUUCAUCCUCAUCUUCCUCUUCAUACGCACACGAAGACAACGGGGAGAAGCUUAACUGCAGUGAGGAAAAGACUGAAGUUGCAGAGUACAACAAACAGUUGAGCAGGGGGAAGGUGCCGACAAAUAUGAAGGGGGAUUAUUGUGUGUCACGCAAAUUCUCGUCUUCGACAUCAUCAUCAUCGGCAUCCGAGCAAGAGAGAGGCGAAUUGAAGCCAAGGCCUGAGAAGGGCACAUCUAAAGUCACACUUUUUAUUAAGGCUGGCAGUGAUGGGGAGAGCAUUGGAAAUUGUCCAUUCUCACAGCGUCUCUUCAUGGUCCUUUGGCUGAAAGGCGUCGUCUUCAAUGUCACCACCGUUGACCUCAAGAGGAAACCAACUGACCUUCACAACCUGGCCCCAGGGACACACCCACCCUUUCUCACAUUCCAGGGAGAGGUGCUUACUGAUGUCAAUAAAAUUGAGGAGUACCUGGAGGAGAUGUUGGCUCCACCCAGGUAUCCCAAACUUACAGUGAAGAACCAUCAGUCCAACACAGCAGGAAACGAUGUGUUUGCCAAGUUCUCCGCUUACAUUAAAAACACAAGACCAGAUAAAAAUCGGGCAUUAGUGCAAAGUCUCAACAAGGCUCUGGCCAAGCUGGAUGUGUAUCUCCUGAACCCCCUACCGAAUGAAGUCCAUCUUGUCGAUGGAGAAUCGGCACGCAAAUACCUGGAUGGUGAUGAGCUGACACUGGCUGACUGCAACCUUCUUCCCAAACUUCACGUUGUCAAGGUGGUGGCGAAGAAGUACCGCAAUUAUGACAUCCCUUCCCAAUUCAGAGGCGUGUGGCGUUACCUUGGCAACGCCUACAGCCGAGAGGAGUUCACCAACACGUGUGCGGCUGACGUGGAAAUCGAGCUCGCCUAUGAGGAUGUUGCUAAAACUCUGGGGAAAUGAGUGACAACAAAUCCGUCGAUGUACUUUAAACAUUAAAGCAGUCGUGCAGCUGGCACAAUUUAAUUUGCUUUUUAAAUGCUCCUCAAAAUAGACUGUAAACUUGCAACUGCAUGUUUCUUGUGAUAAGAACAUGACUAAAGUAGUUUUUUUCUCAAUUAACCUAUCAUAUGUGGCCUUGUGUAAUUGAGAUCGUGUUAUAAGAUUACAGGCUGGAACUAUUAGAUGACAACUCAUUUCAGUACAAAAAGAGAGACUGUGUGUAAAGACAGAAGCCAAACUCAUUUGUGCCGUUAUAGUCUCCUUUUACAUAUUUGGCUAUAAAAACUGCUUUAAAGCCUGUAUUUGAACCAGUAAAUUGGUUACACAUUAACACGCGCCCAAAUAAAACAGUCGAUUCAGCAUAUU